This is a messenger RNA of Leptosia nina, 2913 nucleotides long. The record is from the annotation of a GenBank genome assembly. NCBI's taxonomy places the organism in Eukaryota, Metazoa, Arthropoda, Insecta, Lepidoptera, Pieridae.
AUGAAAUUCUAUUAUAUUGUCAUUAUUUUAUCAGUUCUGUAUAAAAGUCUUCCAGUUUUAACUAAAGGUGAAACGCUAUCAUCAAGUAAAGCGAAUACUUCUGAACAAAAAGGAUGGAAUAUUCAACUUGACAUUUAUUUUGCGAAAACUUUACCUUCCGUCGUUAGAAAAACACCAGGGACUGAUGCCCGGUUGAAAUGUGAAGCCUACAUGAAUUUUACAAAAGUAGAAAAAUUUAUCAAAAAUGAUGCUGGCAUUGAGACUUCAUCAACAGAGUUACCUGGUCAUAUUGUUCAAACUCUAAUGGAGAAUGUGAAAGUGUACUGGCUAAAAGACAACAAACCACUAAUAGAAAGUGGCAAAACUAAAAUAUUGACUAAAGUAGAUAAAAGAAAUGGCACAAUUGGCACUACACUUAAAAUUAAAAAUUUAAUUUUUUCUGACACAGGAAACUUUACAUGUGUGAUAAAACAAAAUUACGAAAAAAAACUUACUUCUAGAUUGAUUGUUGAAAGCGAGGAAACUCAAAACUAUGAACUCUCCUCAUCAGUGCAACCUAGCAAUGAGAAUUCUAAUGAAUACAUUGUGGAUAUUAAAGCAACACCUAAUUUGGUGUCUGAAGGUAUGAUUGUAGAGGAAGAUAAAACUGAAAAGAAUUUUACAUUUAUAAAAACAUUAGAGCCCAUUUGUCAAGAGUAUGUUGGAAAAGUAUGCAUUACACAUCUUAGUGGACAAUUUGUAUAUAUACCUUACAAUACAACUCAAGCUGCUUUAGAAGAUAAAUUAUUGAAAGCUUUUCAAGUAACAAGAUAUUCAAAUGACAUAAGUUCCCACUGUGAAAGGUAUGCUGAGCCUAGUCUUUGCUAUUCCACAUUUCCUAUAUGUAGAAAUCCAAUCAGUACUAACAAGAAAUAUUUUUUUGAAGCUAAAAAGAUUUUCAUGUUACAAAAUGAAUCUCUUAAAACAUAUGAGGAUGAAUCACCUAAAGUAAUAUAUAAUAGACUCCCGGGUGGACCUCAACCACAACUAGCUACAAACUCAAAUAUAUCAAUAGAAACAUUUAACUUUAGAUACAAUUCAACAAUAUUAAGGCGUGUUUGUAAACAGGAUUGUGAAAUUCUAGAAACUGAACUCUGCCAAACUGAAUAUGCAAUAGCUAAGCGCCAUCCACAUAUUGGACUUCAGUUGACAUUAGAAGAGUGUAAAAAUUUGCCUGAGGAUGACCUGUUAUGCUUAAAAAUUGGUAUUGGUACUCUGAUUGCCUCAGACGAUAAAUGCUAUUGGGAAGAUGGAAGUGGUUAUCUUGGGAGAGUAAAUGUCGCUGCCAAUGGAAUGCCUUGUGUUGCUUGGUCUUUGCAAAUGGUCCACAAACCUUCAGAUCAUCCCGAACUAGCAGGUCGGCAUAGUUAUUGUAGAAACCCGGGUGGCAUCAGAUCCCAACCCUGGUGUGUGGUUAAGUUAGAUAAUGAAGGAAAAACUGAUCAACUAUGUGACAUUCCAAAGUGUGCACAUAAAAUUUGGAUAUAUAUACUUGCUGUUUUUAUGUUUGUUAUUGUUGUCAUAGGGGCUUUUAUUGCAUGUGUAGUGAAAAGAAAGAAAAGUGGCAGUGCCUCAACAAUAAGAGACAUUAACCUACCAAAUGCUGAUAAAAAUAUUUAUGGGGAUUCAAGACUUAAUUCUCCCAUAGAAAUGAAUGAAUUGUUGACAAAUCAGAAUAAUAGCAGUCAGCCCCAUUUAACUAGGCCUGUUAGAGGAAACGGAGUUCUUCGUGUGCCCCAGUAUUCUUUAUCACAAAUAAAAUUUCUUGAAGAGCUGGGAGAAGGUGCAUUUGGGAAAGUCUAUAAAGGUGCUCUCAAGAAGAAUGGUGAAACACAGUAUGUUGCUGUAAAAGCACUGAAAGAAAAUGCCUCUGCAAAAACAAAAGCUGAUUUUAGAAGGGAGAUUGAUCUGAUUUCUGAAUUAACCCAUGAGAACAUUGUGUGUAUCGUUGGUGUUGCUCUAAGAGAAGAGCCAUUGUGCAUGCUUUUUGAAUUUAUGGCUCGUGGGGAUCUGCAUGAAUUCCUUAUGGGUCGUGCUCCACCUUCAGGAAAAGGAUUACCACCAAUGCGUUUACUAAACAUUGCAUACAACAUUGCCUCUGGUAUGCAGUACCUUGCUUCCCACCAUUAUGUCCAUAGAGAUUUGGCAGCAAGAAACUGCUUAGUUUCUGAUGAUUUUGUUGUUAAAAUAUCUGAUUUUGGAUUAUCUCGUGAUAUCUACAGUUCAGAUUAUUACAGAGUGCAGUCUAAAAGCCUGUUGCCAGUGAGAUGGAUGCCGCCAGAAUCCAUUCUGUAUGGGAAAUUUACAACUGAGAGUGAUAUUUGGUCGUAUGGUGUUGUUCUUUGGGAGAUAUACAGCUAUGGAUUACAACCAUAUUAUGGGUAUAGUAAUCAAGAAGUCAUAUCUAUGGUCCGCGGGGGUGAAUUGUUAGCACCGCCGGUUGCCUGCCCACAGUCUAUGUAUGCACUGAUGACAGAGUGCUGGAAACACACUCCACAGAGACGGCCCAACUUUGAAGAAAUCGUCAACAGGAUUCACGAUUGGAUCCAAAUGGGUGGGUGCCCGGAGACAGCCGCCCCAGACACAAGUGCGUGCGCUUUCAAACCAACAUCGAGUCGCGAUUUUCCUGAACGAGUGCCCUUAAUCCCACCACAUUGCUCAUCUUCUAACGGAUCACUGGCUACGGGCAGUUUAAAGAAAUUCAGUACAGCAGGAAGCUCAAGGGGGGAUGACAAUUUCUCAACAUGCAGCGAAGUCCCGCCCCUUGCACCUAAAACGAAGAAACUUAGCUCUGGUUCGCUUAUAGACACAGAUAAAGUUGGCAGAGAGACAAUAGUUAGAAUACCUAACACUCACUUUGGUAACGAGAUAUAA